Messenger RNA from Cucurbitaria berberidis CBS 394.84, 1767 nucleotides. RefSeq names its product flavin-binding monooxygenase-like protein-like protein. Gene Ontology annotation, molecular function: flavin adenine dinucleotide binding; NADP binding. The record is from RefSeq and is a predicted model, not a curated record. Bases 1 to 1767 code for a protein of 588 amino acids. The transcript has a single exon. NCBI's taxonomy places the organism in Eukaryota, Fungi, Ascomycota, Dothideomycetes, Pleosporales, Cucurbitariaceae.
AUGGAGGACGCAGAGCUUGUGAUCAUAGGUGCCGGCAUGUAUGGCCUGACAAGCGCAUCUACCUACCAUCGCCUCCACCCCGAGGCCAAGAUCUUAAUCCUGGAUUCAUCGCCUGCCAUCGGUGGGCCAUGGGCUCCUCAUCGCAUUUUCCCUGGUCUGAAAACAAACAACCAGUGGGGAAUGUAUGCGCACCCUGAUUUCCCCAUGGAUGAAGAGAAGUUUGGCGUUAAAAAGGGCGAGCAUAUACCUGCAGAGAAGGUGUUGGAGUAUCUUAAUGCGUUCGCGGAGUGGAGUGGAAUUACCAAGUUUUUGAGAUUGAAGACAGUUGUUGGCGUUAUUGAAAAGGAUGGCGAGGAUUGGAAUUUGCACUGCACUUCUUCUUCAUCGACGCCGAGCAAUCCUUUCAAUGUUCGAACGAAGAAGCUUAUCAUUGCAGUCGGCAGCACAAACAAACCCCACAUCCCAAAGUACUCAACAUCAACUUCAUUCGACCCGUUAGUCAUACACUCAAAGGACUUCCCAAGACAUUUCAAGGAAAUUGUCCAACCCAACAUGCACACUCUGGUAAUUGGCAGCGGUAAAUCAGCCUGGGAUGUGGCUUAUGCGUGCGCGACACAGCCCUCCUCCUCAGCGACAAUCCUCAUCCGCCCCUCCGGCAACGGGCCAAUGUGGAUGACACCCUCGCACGUCACCCCACUCACGCUCUGGCUCGAAAAGCUGGUAUUUACGCGUUUUUUCGGCUUCAUGUCACCCUGUCCGUGGGCAUCGACGAGCGGUAUCGAAGGCUGGCUGCGCUCUUUCCUCCAGGGAACGUGGCUAGGCCGCAAGAUCACCGGUGCAUUCUGGAACAUUCUUGGUGAGGAUGCAAUCGCCCUGAACAAACUCAAUGAGCAUCCCGAGACGAAGAAACUACGCCCGUGGAGGGGGGCCUUUGAGGUCGGUAAUGGGCUUAGUAUUCACAACUAUUCCACCAACUUUUUCGAUCUGGUAAGAGAAGGGAGGAUCAAUAUUGUUAUUGAUGAGAUUGAGAGCUUGGAAGAAGGCAGGGAAGUGCGAAUGAAGAGUGGAGAGAAGAUAAAAGUUGAUGCUGUGGUGUGUGCAACGGGGUGGGAGGUUGGGAAUACAUUCAAGUUUAAACCCGACGGAUUGGAGAGGGAGCUCGGGAUGCCCAGCACUAGCCCACUCGACAACGACGAAGAAAAGUUGAUUCAGAAGACGGAAGAAGAGCUGUACACGCGAUUCCCAUACCUCCGAGAACGCGACACAGGCCGAACGCACCACCCUGACCCUAGUCUUCGAUACACGCAGGACCAGGCAGUGGAUAAGAAUCAGCAGCCUUACCGUCUCUACCGCUUCAUAGUUCCGCCAGCCAUGCUGCAAGAUCGCUCCGUUGCUAUCGCCGGCGCACUCAUGUGUCUCGGCAGCUUCUCUUGCGCAUACAUACAAUCUCUCUGGAUCACAUCGUACUUUGAUGGCACAUUGAACUUCGCGUCUGGGGAACAAAUUCGCGCCGAGACGCUUCGAGACACCCAAUACUGCGCAAUUCGAGGUGCAAUGGGUUACGGCAGAACACUCCCAGAUCUUGUCUUCGACUCUUUGCCCUACUUUGACGUUUUACUGGGUGAUCUGGGAUUCACAGGAAAGAGGAAGGGAGGGCUGCUGGGUCUUAGGGAGUGCGUGAAGAGUUACGGGCCCGAGGACUAUCGGGGCUUGCUUAAUGUGGUGGAGAAGAGGAUGCUUGGAGAUGAGACGAAGAAAGACAUCUGA